Molecule: messenger RNA, 2592 nt
Organism: Pungitius pungitius (ninespine stickleback)
Lineage: Eukaryota; Metazoa; Chordata; Actinopteri; Perciformes; Gasterosteidae
Product: calpain-5-like
Exons: 12
Coding region: 240-2525 (761 amino acids)
Biological process (GO): proteolysis
Cellular component (GO): cytoplasm
Molecular function (GO): calcium-dependent cysteine-type endopeptidase activity
Source: RefSeq, a predicted model, not a curated record
CUGCGACAUCAAGCUGUGUCUUCACCCCGUAGCAUCAUCCAUAGAGGAGUUUCAAACAAAUCUCUUAAGGUGACUCCCGGACAAACAUCAACAAGAGGAAGGAGAUGACUUCGUCCGAGGAAGGAGGGUUUUCUCAGUGGCCAAAUGAGGACGUGGUCCAGGAGCUUAGUUUCAUAUGAGGAACGAGUGGAUAAGCGUCUGGUCUGACUUUAAGCCCCCCCCCCCCUCUCCGGGCCGCGAUGCCCGAGCGUGUGAGCAGCUACCGGGGUCAACGCUUUCACGCGCUGAGGCGGUCCUGCUUGCGGCGCGGCGCCCUCUUCAAGGACCCCCUGUUCCCCGCCACCACACAGUCCCUCUUCUACAAGAGGGAGCCGCCGCCGGGACUGACCUGGAAGAGGCCGAGGGAGAUAUGUAAAGACCCCCGUCUGUUUGUCGACGGCAUCAGCACUCGGGACCUGCACCAAGGCAGUCUGGGUAACUGCUGGAUGGUGGCGGCCAUUUCCUGCUUAGCCUCCGAGCCGUCGCUGUGGAAGAAGGUGAUCCCGGACCACGUGGGCCAGGACUGGAACCCGAAGCAUCCCGACCGGUACGCGGGCAUCUUUCACUUUCGGUUCUGGAGACUCGGCCGGUGGACGGACGUCGUCGUGGACGACCGCCUGCCGGUCAGCGCGGACGGAGUGCUGCUCUUCUGCCGCUCGGCCACGCCGCGGGAGUUUUGGAGCGCCCUGCUGGAGAAGGCCUACGCCAAGCUAAACGGCUGCUACGAGGCCCUGGAGGGAGGAAACACCACGGAGGCGCUGAUCGACUUCACCGGCGGGGUUUCGGAGCCCCUCAGCCUGGAUCGCGAGGCCCUGGCCCCGCACAGCCACCACAGGAGGGCGUUCUUCCAGACCCUAGCUAAGGCUCAUGAACGUAAAGCCCUCAUCACCUGCUCCAUACGGCCUGCGGAGGGGGAGGCCGUGGAGUCCGUGAUGGACUGUGGGCUGGUGCGAGGACACGCCUACGGGGUCACGGCGCUGAGGAAGGUGAGGCUGGGGGAGACGGCGCCGGAUUGGACGUCCCGACUCUUCAUGGUGCGCAUGAGGAACCCGUGGGGGACCACGCACUGGACGGGGGCCUGGAGUCAGGGGUCGCAGCAGUGGCAACAGAUGAGUCGAGCAGAGAGGGAGAAGACGGGCCUGACUGUCCGGGACGUCGGGGAGUUCUGGAUGGAUUUCGAGGAUUUCUGCCACUAUUUUACCGACGUGGUGGUGUGCCGCCUGGUGGAGAGGGCUCUGCUGUGGCCGGGCUCUCACUGGAGGGAAGCGCGUUGCCACGGAGAGUGGGCUCCGGCUCCGGCGAGCGCGGGAACGCCGCCGCCGCCGCCCGCCGUCCUCCGCGGCGACCCCGUCGCGCCGGACCCCGUACCCGGAGGGGCCGAGCAGCGAGGUAACCGGAAGGAGGCCAGACUCGGGGAGAGUCAGCAGGCGAAGGGAGGGGAAGGCGGGAAGGGCGAGCGAGACAAAAAGGCUGUGAAGAAGGCGGCAAAGGAAGACGGCGACGGCGGCGGUGGCGGUGGCGGCGGCGGCAGAGAGGCCGGAGGAUGGGAGGCACAGAUGGAUGAGAGGAGUCGAUGCGGAGGAUGCAUCAACCACAGAGACACUUUCCUGCACAAUCCACAGUUCAUGUUCGAGGUGAGAGGCAAAGAGGAGGAGGUGCUGAUCUGUCUGCAGCAGGAGGACAGGAGGAUAUGGAGGAAAGACGGAGGCGGAGAAAACCUGCCCAUUGGCUUCGAGGUGCUGAAGGUGAGCAGUUUUGCGCGGCCCCGCAUGUGGCCAAAGAGGUUUUUUUUCCAGUGUCCCGCAGAAAGAAAAAAAAAAGAUUUCCCUUGGUGCCUCGGGCACGCGCGGCCCCAGGUGGAGGUGAACCGCCGCAGCCGGGUGCGGCGUGUGGUGGAGCAGGCGGCCAGCUCCGUCUACAUGGACUCCCGCAGCGUGACACUGAGGGGCGCUCUGGGCCCCGGGCGCUACGUCGUGCUGCCCACCACCUUCCUGCCGGGCGUCACAGGACGCUUCCUGCUACGCCUCUUCUGCCAUUCCCACGUCAGACUCAGGGAAUUGAGGGAGGACUUGCCGUGCCCCUCUCUCUUCCACUGCUUCCUGCCUCCACCCACUGUGGUGACCACGGUCCACCUCCGCAGGGCUUCAGGACUCGCCGCCCCCAAACAGACAGCUCCAGAUGUUUAUGCCAUAGUGCGGUGUGAGAGUGACACCGUCCGGACGCGUGUUUUCAAGGCGGAGAGAAACCCGGAGUUCAACGUCAGAGCGGUUUUCUACAGGCGAUACCCCAGCGCGCCCAUUUCUAUUGAGCUGUGGAGCAGAGCGCUGCCGUGGGACCGCGCGCUCGGCGAGGCCCGACUCCUGACCACGGAGCCCGAGAGGAGCCGGAGCCACGCCAUCGACCUGCGGGGCGGGCGAUCCCGCUCGGCGUGCCGAGGGCGCGUCCACGUCGACACGUCCUCCAGCGCGUGCCUGGCGGACUUGUGAUGGAAAGCUGUUUGGCGUGGUUGCCCCGGUAACCGGUGUUCCUACCAGGGAGAAGUUUGAAAAACAA